AUGGCGGCCAAAUCAAGUGGUGCCGCGGCGGAGGUGACCAAGCUCGGCCUGAAGAUGGGAUCGGCCACGGUGGAUUCGAUCACAUUCAUGGCGGAAUUGGGCGAGGACCUUCCUUUUGGUGAACCCGUGCUUCCUCAUCUCAGACCCGUGUUGAAGACGCUCACGGCUAUCCGUGAGACGGUGGAGAACGUGCAGAACAAUCAGGAGGAGCUCCAGACUUUGUAUCGGAGGUGCGUGUACUUGACCGCAUGCGUGGUCGUGAAAAGUAGACAGAGCUCUUGCUCGGAGAUGGAUCUGACCCCUGUCGAGGAGUGCCUGGAAGCAGCGGGGGAACUGGUGGAGCGGUGUGGUGGGCGAGGCAAGAUGACAAGGGUGCUAAAUGCCUCCAGCGACAAGGAGGAGAUCGCCCGCAUGAAGGCAAACAUCAGAGAUCUGGAGGCCGACUUGAGCCUGGCGGGUGUCGCCAUCCUGGAGGGGAAGACCAGCGAUUUGACGGCGAUGGUGGAGCGCAUGGGCACGAAUCAAGCAGCAACUCAAGAAAUGAUCCUGGCAAAUACGGAAAGCAUUAUUGACCGGCUAUCCAAGACACCGGCCAAGCUGGCCAAAAUUCCCAAGGCGACGCCGAUUCGCAAGAGUUGGCAUGUUGAACGCCUCUAUGUCAUGGAAAGGGUGUUCGAGGCGCUCACUGCCGUUGGGGGACCGCACUUGGUGGGGCUAGUCGGCGACAGCGGGUCGGGCAAGACCACGGCCGCGUCCGAGAUCGUCAGGAGUAACGAGGUGCGGCAGGCUUUCUCCGAUGGUGUCGUGUGGUUGACGGUAAAUCAUGGUGCAAAGGAUCGUCUCCCGUCCUUGAUGCUGCAGCUGGCCCAUAUGAUGUGUGAAGAAGUCGGCGGUCGUCGUCCAGCCACAUCGGAUGAUGGUGCGGCCUACAUCAAGGAGAAAAUGCAGCGCGGCCACGGGGGCAAAGGAUUGAAAUGCCUCGUAGUGGCAGACAACGUGUGGGAGAAGGAGGUAGUCUGGAAGCUGUUGGAGACGGGCAUGUGGGUUCUUCUAUCGACCCGCGACGAAGAGCUGGUGGUAGGCUCGGAGGGGGAGGUUGUCGGAGUGGACGAGAUGUCCGAGGUAGAAGCGGAGUCGGUGCUGAGGAAGGCAUCGGAACUUCCUCCCGAGACGCGCUUGCCCGAUGACGCCGUUGACCUGAUCGAGCUGUGUGGGCGCGUGGCGAUGGACCUGGCAUUCGUUGGUCGUUGGAGCACCGUUCGAGGCAGGUCAGACCGGACGGCUUGGUCGGAUGCUGCCGGCAAGGUGAGGGCAGAGAUGGGCAAGAUUGAGGGCGAGCGCGUGAGCGGUACGGUGGUGGAGACUCGCGAUGCACGGCGGAAGGCCGUUCUCCAGGCUGGGUUUGAGGAUCUCGCCAGUGGAUCAGACGACGAGCGCGUGCAGCGGCUGUACCUAUCUCUUGCAGUAUUGCCGGACGGCCGUGGGUUUACGGUGAAGGACGCGGCCGUGUUGCUCUACGAUCGAAAGCCUAGCGCCGAGGACGAGGCAUCUGCUGCAGGGGUGGUGGAGAUUCUGGAACGCUGGUCCGUCCUGCGCUCUAUAAGGGGAUGUUACCGAAUGGCUUGGAGAGGGGGCCACUAUGUUUUGCACGACGCCCACUCGGACUUCGCGAGGGAGAAACUCAUGGACCGUGGGGACGUGCGCCGACCUGCAUUGGUGAGGUGGACAAGGAAUAUCUCGUCUCUGGAUACUCUCCGGUCUGUGCGCUGGCAUGAUGUAAGAGAUCUGUGGUUGGGCGUGGAGCAGGUGGGUGGCGACGGGUGGAAAAGCACCCGUCCGUACGAGGCGGCUCUGGCCGGGAUGGAAGAUUCGGAUCCCCUCCUCCCAACGUCCGUGGUGGCCGUGGCAAAAUUUCAACGUCACGAGGAAGAUUGGGAGGAAGCAAUUGCCACGUGCCGCAGGCUACUCGAUAUGCCGGUGACCAAGGUGGGCCCAUACUCUCUGUCGGUGAUCCGCUCACUGCACGAGCUCGGUCUAGGCUACAAGCACGCUGGGCGUCUUGAAGAAGCGGAGGAGGUAUUGAGAGGAUGCCUGGUGAUCGGGGAGACCUUGCUUGGCUUAACGCAUGUGACCGUGGCUAGAACGUUGGACUAUCUAAGUGGAUGCGUUCGACAAGCAGGGCAUUUCGAGGAGGCCGAGGGGUUGUUGAGACGCUGUUUGGCAACGAGGGAGGCAAAGCUAGGUCCUUGUAAUUUUCGGACGGCCAGCACAGUGAAGCAGCUGAGCAGUUGGCUCCAGGAGGAAGGGAGGCUGGAGGAGACGCAGGAGUUGUUGGCGCGCCGUUUGGAGAUUGUGGAGGCCAGCACGGGCCCAGAGCAUGAACAUGUGGCCGACGUGCUGUUCGAUCUGGGGAGGUGCAUGCGACAGGCAGGGCGUAUGGACAAGGCAGAGGGUUUGCUAAGGCGUUGCCUCAAGAUCCAUGAGGCCAGAUUUGGCCCAGAACAUUGGUUGGUGACCAACACGCUAAGGUGGCUAGGCGCGUGCGUGCGAGACGCAGGACGAGUGCGGGAGGCGGAGGAGUUAUUGAGGCACUGUGUGGAGAUCGACGAAGCUCAACUGGGUCCAAAGCAUCUCGAGGUGGCAAGCACGCUGCUGGAGUUGGGUGAUUGCCUUCGACGGGCGGGGCAGCUGAUGGAGGCGGAGGGGUUGCUGAGGCGCUCUUUGGGGAUCGCGGAAGCGAACACCGACCCAAGGGGCUCGAAAGUAACCUACACGCUGUACCGACUGGGCCAAUGCGUUCAAGAAGCAGGCCGGCUGGGAGAGGCGGAAGAUAUCUUGAGGCGAUGUUUGGAGAUCGAGGAGGCCAGGCCUGGUCCAGAGAAUAUGGAGGUCGCCGACACACUGCACUGGCUUGGUGUUUGCGUGCGUGGGGAAGGGCGGCUGGAGGAAGCGACGGAGUUGUUCCGGCAUUGUCUGGAGGUACAGCAGCGAGCUAAACGAUGGUCGAGGCAUGAUCAUGUUACGAAAGCCUGCACGCUUCAAGAGCUCGAUCUAUGCGACCAGGAGGCAACACGAGUGGCGGAGGCAGAGGAUUUGUCAGGCACAUGCCUUACGGAGUAAUGUAGUAGUUUUCGCAGAGGCAUGUGCGCUGAGAUCGUAUUUUUACAUUGCACCAACUUUGGUUGAGCGCCGUUGUAGUUCUGCACCAAGGCAAGGUAAAUAUGUCUGGAUACGAUGGUCCCUUUGAAUGGCGCCUGUGCGUCGGCUUCCUUGAAGGCGGGAUGGUCUUUCGCGCAUUUUCAACAUUGUUGCACCGGGUGACGAACAGGUCCUUGAGCACACCGCCUACAGCAGGUACGACGGUACCGGGAUCGCAAUCUUAGGUGCCGAUUUCCAUGCUUGUACCGUGCAGGCGAAGGUAGCGAACCCGCUUCGCACUUCACUUACCAUAAAUAGAUGGCACUUCGCUUCAGAUAGAUGACACUUCGCUUUAGACAGAUCAACUACCGCUUUACGAGGGAAAGAGCCUCUGGCUGCCCUCGGGAAUCGAUGGAUAAAAAAGUGUG
This is a messenger RNA of Ectocarpus siliculosus, 3566 nucleotides long. NCBI's taxonomy places the organism in Eukaryota, Phaeophyceae, Ectocarpales, Ectocarpaceae. The record is from the annotation of a GenBank genome assembly.